Molecule: messenger RNA, 1435 nt
Organism: Cuscuta campestris
Lineage: Eukaryota; Viridiplantae; Streptophyta; Magnoliopsida; Solanales; Convolvulaceae
Source: the annotation of a GenBank genome assembly
GAAGGAAGAGAACAUGGAGAUGAUAAUGUGGCAAACUCCUGCGAACCCACCGGAGCGACAUGAUUACAUUUACAGCAACGGCAUUCGCUAUGUCAAGCCGUACUACUUUGAGUUCAUCUGUCAUGUGAAAAAUAGGUGGGCAGGGAAGACUGUUGUUGACCUUUUCUCAGAGGAAUUUAAAGGCCGGUCUAGAAAUUACUAUGUAGCUGCUGUUAAGGCUGGACGAAUACAAGUCGACGGGAAGAGAAUUCCUGUUUCAUAUAUAGUUCAAUCAUCGCAGAAGAUAAGCCAUUUUGUACACAGGCAUGAACCACCAGUCAUGGCAUGGGAUGUUGAGAUACUAUGUGAACAACCAGAGGUGCUAACCGUUUGUAAGCCUGCAUCAGUUCCUGUGCAUCCGUGUGGGCAGUAUCGUAAGAACACAAUUCUUGGCAUCCUUCAGGCAGAGCAUGGUUUGACAACACUAUUUCCUGUUCAUCGUCUUGAUCGCCUGGUGUCGGGGCUCCUUAUCUUAGCCCGAAGUUCUUCUAGAGCUGACACUUUUAGGCAGCAGAUUGAAUCUGGAAGGGUGCAUAAACAAUAUAUUGCAAGGGUAACUGGUGUAUUUCCGGAAGAUGAGCAAGUUGUAAAUGUAAAUGUCAACUACAAUGCUCAAGAAGGGAGAAGCACUGUUGAGGAAAUAAACUAAUGUAUAAAUCUCUCUCUGCAUGCUGGUUACAGAAAUUGGCCUAAUUUUUGGCAUUCAGGUGAGAGAAAAUAAUGUUAGCGGCAAUGGUGCUGUGGGAAAGCCUGCUUCUACCCAUUUUACGCGGAUUUGUACGGAUGGGAAGCAAAGUAUUGUACUCUGCCAACCAAUCACUGGAAGGACACAUCAGCUUUGUGCAGUUUUCCCUGGCAAGAGUGCAUGCAAUUCUUGAAGAAAUAGUAAAACAGAUUACUUACCGUUCCCUGGGGUUGGGGAUACGUGUGCAUCUACAAUAUAUUGGGCAUCCAAUAGCUAAUGAUACACUCUAUCUCUCCGAGUGCAUUCCUCGUUCCGAAGCUGGAACAAGUGCGGAUAGAGCUGCUAAUAAGUCAAGCCAUGUUCUAAAUCCCAAAAAUGUUGGAAGUGGUUCUGCUGCGAAUUCGGGAAAUGAAGAAUUCAGUAAUGACCCGAUGUGUACAAAUUGCCCAAAUCUGGCCCCCAAAGGGUAUGAUGGUUCUGAAGAGGGCAUAUGGCUGCAUUGUGUUAAGUACUCUGGACCAGAUUGGACAUACGAAUGCCCGUAUCCGGUUUGGGCAUCCUUAAGUUAACCUCUUUCAAUCUUCUUUGCUAUUUAUUGGAUGUAAGGCAUUCCUGUGAACUUUUUAGCUGCCAUAUUGUCCUUAUUCCCAUUAGUUUUAGAGUCGUUUUGCAUUGUUCUCAAGAUUUGCUCUAUAAAAGCAGUCUGUGCUU